ACACACUUCUUCUGUCAAAUUUCGGUAUUGCCCGUUAAUCCUAGGCCCAUCCAUUGGCGGUCGCCUCACACGAUGGUUAAGUCAAACGACUGUUUUUUUCUUUUUUGAACCCAGUCUGGAGAACUUCUCUAAUAUAUGGUCACCGUGUUAUGCCGGAUCAAGCAGAGCACGAGUGCCAUCACCAACGAGACUUGCAGCUACUGAUACACAUAAAAUCAUAAAAUGCCUGUUGUUCAUGCUUCGGCAUCACUCCCCGCUCGUUCCAUGGGUCGACCCCAGGGCCUGCGGCCCCACGCAGCGAUGGCUAUCGGACGCGACCCGGUCCAGACUCAAACCCACCCACUGGCAUUGGUCGCAAUGUCAUUUCUGUGCUGUUGUCGCGUUUUCACCAAACUGUCGGCUCUGCGCUAAUGCGCCACCUUAUUAUUAUUGUUAUUUUCUUUUUCUCCUGCGAUCGCAUUGCAGAUUCAGUCGAAGCCAAGUUAGCCAAGUCAGCCAAAGCCAUACGUAUCGUGCCGGUGAAUUAAGCAGUUGAUUCUUGAGUACAUGAAAAGGGGCCUUUCUCACAGUGCUUAUCAUGAUUAUAGACAGUCAGUAUCAAAUAAACCAUCUCUGGUGGAAUGCCCAAUCUUUUGAACUCUU
Messenger RNA from Serpula lacrymans var. lacrymans S7.9, 642 nucleotides. RefSeq lists its product as uncharacterized. The record is from RefSeq and is a predicted model, not a curated record. The coding region runs from base 236 to 535 and encodes 99 amino acids. Lineage: Eukaryota; Fungi; Basidiomycota; Agaricomycetes; Boletales; Serpulaceae. The transcript is spliced from 4 exons.